CACACAACUUUCCACUGCAUCUCAUCACCUCCACAGACUGGACGCAUCAUCUCACGCUCUGGGAAUGGGAUCUUUACUGGGUUCAAAGAAAAACUUUGAGUUCUUUCGAAUUUACGCGCUGCAGAGGCUACUUUUCAAAUUGCAGGGAUAGUUGUUGUUACUGCAGGUGCAGAGUGACAGCAGCAAGAGCCAGGGAUAGUUGUUACUGCAGGUGCAGAGUGACAGCAGCAAGAGCCACUACUGGCCAAUGACUUCCAAGGAGCACCAGAAGUUGUCAGGGAGUUUCAGACUCUAGGAAUCUGUUUAACAACACGAAGUAGGAGCUGUCUGAGUUUGACGAUUAGGGGAUUCUUGUCAUUUCAGACCACAUUACUUCAACCGAGGCGUGCGUAAAAUAUCUGUGCGUAAAGUUGGUCCAAAGAUAGUUUAAAGACAACAGGUUUGUUAACUUUUAAAUUUGUGAGAAGUGACAGCCAUGGCGAGAUGGUUCAGAGAUUUUCCCAUCAACCUGAAGAACAGCAACGAAAGGGUCCGCUCGGCGUCUGAAUCUGGUUCACAAACUCGACACAAAUCCUCGUUUUCUCGUGACAGCCUGCGCAAAGAUGGGGGAGUGGGGGGUUUAUUGGCAGGGAGAAAUAGGAAAAAUUCGGCUACAGAAUUGGGUCGCAACAACGCUGGUUCUGGUGGCACCAUCUGGGAUACUCUCACACCAAAAGGACGAAAGAACUCCAAGGUGGAGACUGGGACAUCAGAUGAGAACCGCCAGGUCAGGACCUCGAGUUUGGCGCAAGUGUACAUCAGCAGGAUGAUCAAAGUGGACAAACAAGACAAGACCCCCAAACUCAACGGGAUAAGUGAGCAGAAGCUGCCCGAGAACGAAAAGGAAAGAUCUGACAUUAAAACAACGCUGAUUAUCCUGGAGGACUACGCAGAUCCUUUUGACGCAGAGAAAACCAAGGAGCAGAGGGAGGCUGAGAGAGCAGGAGUAAAUGACGGAUACAUGGAGCCCUAUGAUGCUCAGGUCAUCAUCACAGAGGUUCGUAGACGAGGCUCCAAAGACCUCCUGAAAGUGUGCGUGCUGCUGGACCGAGGAAAGAGAGAGGGGAAGGGAGACCAGGGAAAACCCUCGCCCCCGAACAUCUACGACACGCCGUACGAGGGCGGGCUGGAAGGCGACAGUGGUGGGGUGUGGAUACCUGUCACACGGCCAGAGUCUGACGUCCGUCCCGCCGGAGAGUACGAGCUGCCCUGGGAGUGGAGAAAGGAGGACAUUGUUAGAGCGCUGUCAGCUCAGUUCGAGGCGGUGGAUUGUUCUCCCACUAAAGAGAACGGUUCAACCUUCGCACGCCAGCAGCAGCAGCAGCAACAGCAACAGCAGCAGCAGCAACAACAAACCCUGAGGCAGAAGAACUGGAACCAUAAGAUACUCGUGCCAUCUUCUCCAUCUUCUUCCUCUUCUCCCUCCUUUCCCUCCUCUCCUAUUCUCAAACUCUCCCCUCUGACGCCCCCAUCUCCCUCUUUCCCCACCCUCAAACUCUCGCCCUCUUCUAGUCCUAUAAAACUCUCCCCUCCGUCUCCCACCUCCCCCAACGCCCCGCUGGAUGGGGACGCAGCCAAGGUGGACCCCGGCCUGCCCCUGGAGAAGCAAAGCUGGUAUCACGGCAGUGUGAGCCGGCAACAGGCUGAGGCUCAGCUGCAGCGCUGCAGGGAGGCCAGCUUCCUGGUGAGGGACAGCGAAUCAGGAACCAGCAAGUACUCCAUCGCUCUGAAGACCAGUCAGAGUUGUGUGCACAUCAUCGUGGCCCAGACGAAGAGCGUCAAGGGUUUGGGCUUCACGCUGGAUCAGAUCAGUUGCGUCUUCUCCAGCAUCCCUGAGCUGGUGCACCACUACUGCACACACAGACUGCCUUUCACUGGAGCAGAGCACAUGACCCUGCAGCAUCCUGUUCCCAGGCCGCACUGAACAUGCGUAAAGGACGAACAAACACACUGGGGCAUAAAUACACAAAUGCAGACACAUUAACUUGUCAACACAUGUGCGCACACACACAAAGAUAUGCUGCUUUGGAUCGUCCUGCGUAUUACCUUGUUAAAGCUGCAGUGGGUAGAAAUGGAGCAAAUAUGAUUUAAAAAAGUUAUUUUUAUGAAACGGUCAGUAUAUCCUGACAGUAGUGCAUGAGACAGGUAAUCUGAAAAAUUAUCAUGUGCCUCUG
Molecule: messenger RNA, 2213 nt
Organism: Sebastes umbrosus (honeycomb rockfish)
Lineage: Eukaryota; Metazoa; Chordata; Actinopteri; Perciformes; Sebastidae
Gene: she
Product: Src homology 2 domain containing E
Exons: 6
Coding region: 476-1963 (495 amino acids)
Molecular function (GO): phosphotyrosine residue binding
Source: RefSeq, a predicted model, not a curated record